CCUAGCUAACUCUUCAUCUCCCGCUCGCUCUCUCACUAGGGUUCACGAAACUGCGCUGCGUUACGGACAGAAAAAAUGGCUGUCCCUUUGCUCACCAAGAAGAUUGUGAAGAAGCGUGUCAAGAAGUUCAUCAGGCCCCAGAGUGACAGAAAGAUUUCUGUCAAGCCUAGCUGGAGAAGGCCCAAGGGUAUUGAUUCCCGUGUGAGGAGAAAGUUCAAAGGAUGUACUUUGAUGCCCAACAUUGGUUAUGGCUCAGACAAGAAGACUCGCCACUACCUCCCCAAUGGGUUUAAGAAGUUUGUUGUGCACAACGUCAAGGAGCUUGAAGUUCUGAUGAUGCACAACAGGACUUACUGUGCUGAGAUAGCUCACAAUGUUUCAACCAAGAAGCGAAAGGAGAUCGUCGAGCGAGCUGCGCAGUUGGAUAUUGUUGUUACCAACAAACUGGCCAGGUUGCGUAGCCAGGAGGAUGAGUGAGCAUUUAUGCUAAUUUUUCUUUUUGUUUGUUUGCUUUGUGAGUCACUCCUAUUAUUAGGCGUUUCAGCAUUUUGGGAGACACUUUAUUCCAUAGUUUUCAUUUUGUUUUGAAUUAAGUGGUGACUUCUGUACUGCUCAAUUAUCGUUAAAAGUAAUUUUUGAUAUUUCAAUCACUCGAACAAGAGAUUGCUAGUUAAAACCUUGCACUUGAGGGACCCACAGCUGAAAUGGGCGACAUAUUUGGUGAGCCGUUCAGAAAACAAAUUAGUAACUGAUUUGAAAUGGUUCUUCUGUUUGAUCACUCUCCUCAUUGAGGAAAGUAAUUUUAA
This is a messenger RNA of Morus notabilis, 806 nucleotides long. Its product is annotated as 60S ribosomal protein L32-1. The record is from RefSeq and is a predicted model, not a curated record. Gene Ontology annotation, biological process: translation. The coding region runs from base 76 to 477 and encodes 133 amino acids. Gene Ontology annotation, molecular function: structural constituent of ribosome. The transcript is spliced from 4 exons. NCBI's taxonomy places the organism in Eukaryota, Viridiplantae, Streptophyta, Magnoliopsida, Rosales, Moraceae. Gene Ontology annotation, cellular component: ribosome; cytosolic large ribosomal subunit.